GGCCCGCCCCCGGCCCGGCGGCCGCGUAGAGCGGGGCGGAGGGACGAUGGCCGCCCCACGGACAAGAACUGCUUCUCUCUGAAAGCUCCUUGAGUCGCGUGGUUUAAGAAAGAAGAACAGGCCGUGGAAACACGAACUGGAGUCCAGGAAGGCAUCUGUGACCCCACCAGGACUUGGCUUGAGCCUGCGUCCCCUGGCGAGGGGCGAGUGACGGCCACCACUCCCCGGGUGGUGCAGGCCUUCACCCGGGAGCCGGCCCAACCCAUGCUGCCCACGGUCCGGAGGAGACAAGCAUGUCAGCCUCAGCAAAACCCUCGGCGCCGGCAGAGCUGGCCCCUGGCCCCGAGGACCAGCCCAAGGGGAAGCCGCUCCUCGGCUGGGGCUCUCUCUUCGGCCCCCGCAGCGAGAAGAUUGUUUUCAGCAGGAGCGAGGGCGCCCCCGAGGAGAACGUGCUCACCAUCACCAUCACGGAGACCACGGUCAUCGAGUCGGACCUGGGCGCGUGGAGCUCCCGGGCUCUGCUCUACCUGACGCUGUGGUUCUUCUUCAGCUUCUGCACCCUCUUUCUCAACAAGUACAUCCUGUCCCUGCUGGAAGGGGAGCCCAGCAUGCUAGGUGCUGUGCAAAUGUUGUCAACUACGUUUAUUGGAUGCAUUAAGAUAUUUGUUCCUUGCUGUUUAUAUCAACACAAAACCCGGCUUUCUUAUCCCCCCAAUUUCAUCAUGAUCAUGCUGUUUGUGGGUCUAAUGAGGUUUGCGACGGUGGUUUUGGGUCUGGUCAGCCUGAAAAACGUGGCGGUUUCGUUUGCUGAAACAGUGAAGAGCUCUGCUCCCAUUUUCACCGUGAUUAUGUCCCGGAUGAUCCUCGGGGAGCACACGGGGCUGCUGGUCAACCUCUCGCUCAUCCCCGUCAUGGGAGGCCUGGCACUGUGCACGGCAACGGAGAUAAGCUUCAACGUCUUGGGGUUUUCGGCCGCGCUGUCCACCAACAUCAUGGACUGUUUGCAAAAUGUUUUUUCAAAAAAGCUCCUCAGCGGGGACAAAUACAGGUUCUCGGCCGCGGAGCUCCAGUUCUACACCAGCGCGGCAGCCGUGGCCAUGCUGGUCCCCGCCUGGAUCUUCUUCAUGGACUUGCCGGUGAUUGGGAGAAGUGGGAAGAGCUUCAGUUACAGUCAGGACGUCGUGUUGCUGCUGAUGAUGGACGGCGUCCUGUUCCACCUGCAGAGCGUCACGGCCUAUGCCCUCAUGGGCAAAAUCUCCCCCGUCACUUUCAGUGUCGCCAGCACCGUGAAGCACGCCUUAUCCAUCUGGCUCAGUAUUAUAGUGUUUGGCAACAGAGUCACCAGCCUGUCAGCCAUCGGCACCGUCCUAGUGACGGCUGGCGUCCUGCUCUACAACAAAGCCAAGCAGCGCCAGCGGGAGGCCAUGCAGAGCCUGGCUGUGGCCGCCAGCCCAACGCCAGAGGACGAAGCGGAGCCACUGACCCCCAAGGACCCCAGACCACACCACUGAGCUCUGGAAGCUGCGGCAGGUGGCCAGGGCCCCCAGGCCGCUGCCCACUGCUGCUGUUCCCCUCGCCGACGCAGACACCCGGCCUCCUUGGGUCAGUGGGGUGCAGGAGGCCACGGGACGGGCCGCCUUCGCUGCUCCCGUUUCAGGUUUUCAGUGAAAACCAAUGGGAGCUUGAACGGGGAUCCCAGAUGUCCGCUUCCUGGGGUGGAGACCGGAGCCAGCUGCCGCUGAGCCACGGCCGGAUAAUGUGAAAUCUGCCUCCUGCUGACCCUGUGCUGAGCACUCGCGAGGGGGUGGGACUUCCAGAUGGCCUCUGCACCCCCGUCACCAGCUUGCAGGUCUGGGUGCGGUCAGGCCACGCCCUCGUUCUCUGUGUGUGACAGCUACUGGGGACCCCUGUGAAGUGACAGCUGGAUCCGGGUGCCCACGCGCACUGCUCCCCGCUGCUCGGUGCCAGCACAGAGAGCUCAGCUCCCCCUGCUCGCCGUCAAAGGCCCGUGAGGGCACACUCUGCUCCUGGGCCAUCUGGGGAGACUGUCGUGCUGAGAGAGGGCCAAGGCGCCCACGGCCUGGGCCGGAGGCCACAGCAGCUGAGUGCACAGGGCUAGGAGAGUGGAAAGGGAUCAGACGGGCACAGAAAUGAGGGUCCCUGCUCCUGUGGGCAGGAUGUUGGGCCCUUGCCUUCCUGCCCCAGAGCUGCCAGCAUCCAGCACCACUUAGGGAAAGGUGCCCCGCCCCUUUCAGGGUCUCCACCGCACUAGGCCCUCCACCUCCCGAGAGUCCCAACCCUCGCCUGUGGCUGGCGCUUCAGUCAGGGACCCCCGAUGUGGUGAUUGCUGGUCACAGAGGUAGAGGACAGACAUCUGUAGUGUUUAACUCAGGAUGGGGACAUACUGACCCUCCCUUUUGUUUUCUGGGCCUUUGUGUGUAACAGAGGCUGUUCUGAAGGGUUCCCUGCAGGUGCCCCUGCCAUCACUCACCUGGUCGGGAGCCACGCCAUAUUUUGUCUCAAGCACAAGGGUGUUAAGGUUUUCUCUCAUGAAUGAAUGAGCAGGUGGAGUGCUGGGAAGAUCUUUUGGAGUGUUUAUGGCUUUUGUCACACUGCAUUUAAAAUGACUGUGAAGGUGUUAAAGAAGAAAGCCCAGGCACGGUGGCUUCUGGAAAGCACCCUGUAUGGCAAGUAACCCGUACUGAACCCACAGCCUGGCUCAGCCUGGCUCUCCCCUCCCAGAGCGAUGGACCCAGCACGCUGGGUAUCUGAGCCCUGUGUCGGGUUGAGGCUCCUGACCUCUUCACCCUAUUCCUCUUCCCACAUCCUGGUGGGGUUUCUGAUCGGGGCACGCCUGCUGCCAGCCAGGCUUUAAUACCUCUCCGUGGCACCAGGUUCAAGCUCUGGGGUGUGUCAUGUGCAGCCCAACACAGAGGAUGAGGUUGGCCACACGGCUGUCUGGGGCCUGCCUGCUGCAGCUGAGUGAACCAGCCGACAGGAGCGCUUCAGGCACUGGUGGUUCCCUCAUCUGAUUUCCCCUCCCUGCCGUUCAGGUCCUUGGUUCCCAUUAUCUUUUCACUGGUUUUCCAGUUGACUGGUCAACUGGAAAAUAUAUUUAAAAAGGCCCUCCUGGAGAUCAAAUCUCUUGGAAACAAAGCAAUAAUAAGUCUCAUUAAGUUCUGCCUACUUGAAAAAGUUUGCCAUGAUGAUGGGUUAAACUGAGGCCUUUAAAACUGUAACCUUUUUAUGAAGCUGACUUCCUAUGUCCAGAGCACAGGCAGGGGUGUGCUCGCCCGCACGCCACGCUCACCUCCACUGUGAAGACGUUUCUCCUGAGACUUUCCCCAGGUUUCUAUCCCUUCCUCUCUCCUUCCUCCACAAAAAACACCGAAGAGUACUUGCUGGAGGCGGCUUGGGCAGCGGGAUGUGCUGGGUCUGUGAGGCCCAGUGGGAAAGGACAGCUUCCAGAGGGCCCUGCCUCUGCCCUUAACAAUGUGGCUGCUGUGGCCGGCUGUGGCCAGCUGCUGACAAGAUGUGAGCAGAGAAGGAGACACGUCUACGGUCAUCCUGUUCCAAGAUUGUCACGUUGGCCUUCUCACAGACGUCCUCAUCCAAGUAACCAGGUAGGCGGCACCUGCUUCUGAGCCUCGUUAGGGACCCAGGUCCGAGUCUCUUCUGGAACCAGCGCCCUGCACACCACAUGUGCCCCGCCUCCUGUCACAAGUGGUUUUCUGCCGGUUUUGAUUUUCCAAAUUCUUGGACCAGAAACAAAAUGAAGAUUUCUCCAAAUUAUUAGUAAAUGAGGUAAUUUCCAACAAAGCUGCUUUUGAAACAUUUCCUAAGAACCCAAGCUGUGGCCAGCACUGCCCGUGCCUGGGGCUUACAUUCCUUCUUUGUAUGGUCUCCACCCUGAAGCCGUCCGUGUCCUGCAUGUGCGGGACAACCCUGCCAGGAGACAAAACAUGGCCUGUCGUGGCCAUUUGUUUAAUGAAUGUACAGACAUACGUUUUUUAUUAGCUUUGUGUAGUAGUGUUUAUAGUAUGUUUAUAAUACAUUGCAAACAUGCUUGUGUCAUUGUCGUCACUUACACGGGUCAUUUCCUAUGUCCAUGGUCAUUGUCUGUGCCUUUGUAAAGAAACACUUCAAACAGGUGUCAGGUCGGGUCGGGUCGAUACCUUACCUACGUCGAUACUUCUAAAUAUACAUGUACCUGACUUUCAAGGAAACUUCCACUAUGAGUGGCAUAAAAACCUUGGGUUUGUUUUUUUUUUUUUUUCCGACAGUCACAGUUGCAUGUCAUCGUUAAAAUAAUCUGCCCUGGAAAGCUGAGAAUAUUCUUGCACAAUCCAAAAAUGUGUCUUUGAGAAAAAUAGGCAUGGUGAAUCCAAAGCGGUAAAAUGCUGCACAAAGAGUAUCAAACGAAGUUGUGCUUGUAGCCCAUGCUGGAGAUUCUUUUCCCAAAACCAGUGGGUUUUUGCUUGUGAACGGUCACUUGGACAGACCAGUAGGUUUGACAGACGCAUAUCAUGGCUUUUUACAUCUGUCUGAGUGUCGUGCUUUCCUAAGGCCUGGAGCAUUUUCAGUUUCCCUGGGUUGGAAAAAUUAAUCAAGGACGCUACUGCCGGUAGAAUUCUUUUGCCUUUGACCGUCAUACUAAGGGCUUUAUUCUUUCACAAAAUCCGUACAUGCUCUGGCUGAAGCGUCUUCAUUUCCUUAGUUUACAACUAUAAAUGUCCCAGCCCCCCUGGUCAAUCUGCCCGUUUCCCUGUGUCCUGGCUGGUGAGCCAAGAGCAGAGGUGAGGUUGUGCUGACCACCCUCCGGCUCAGGUGGAAAACCUUUGAUUUUGCUGUCCAGUUUUCCUGAGGGUUCUGAUUCUGAGUUUGAUGGCCACUGGAUCCGUGCCCAGAUUUCCAAACAGAGCUGGAAACUGUCCUAACUGGUAGAAUCUUUCGUUGUCUUUUUUGUUUCUGUUUCAUUUGAGUAAAACCUGCAUUCACCUGAUUGGCCAUUUCUAGUCUUUGCAGAUGUGUGAGUGGAGUCUGAACCUGCCCAGGGGGUGUUGUGGGACCCAUGAGGAGGGCCACAGUCAUGGUGACUUUCCCACACUGAAAAACUUGAAAAUCCUAUCAGUAAUUGUCUACAUCAGAACCAAGUGCGAUCUGCUUCAUACCAAACAAAACUGUGGACAACUGAAAGCGCAUUGUACGAGAUGUGUAUCGUGUUCUUGUAUUUCACCUAAUUCAGUAUUCGAGUGACUAAAUCAGUACUUUCUAGAAAGUGGUUCUAUUAAAUAAUUUAGUGAGUCACUGUUAAAUCUACUGUGGUAAUAAACUGAUGCCUCUUGGCUCUUUUUGUCUAAAUUAGGCCACUUGGUAGCGACUACCUAGGACUCUGGUUCUCUCAAAAUACAAUAAAUGUUAACAGUGCC
Molecule: messenger RNA, 5429 nt
Organism: Lynx canadensis (Canada lynx)
Lineage: Eukaryota; Metazoa; Chordata; Mammalia; Carnivora; Felidae
Product: solute carrier family 35 member E2A
Exons: 10
Coding region: 294-1511 (405 amino acids)
Cellular component (GO): Golgi apparatus
Molecular function (GO): antiporter activity
Source: RefSeq, a predicted model, not a curated record